UUUAACAGAUACUAUGCCCAAAAUGAUUUCCACUUUCGCACUCUUCGUUUUUAGCAUAUUGCUUGGUCAUGCUGCUCCUCAAGAUGCACUUAUUCGUCAGAAUUAUUAUAAUCCAGUUCAAUUACCCAUAACACAAAGUGUUCCAUUAGCACGCCCACUGCCACCCUUACCUCAGCCCAUUGUACCAAAUGUUCUAAUACCAAUAAAUACUGGCUCCGCUUCAGCUAGUGGAAACAUGUUAGAUACUAGCUCUGGCUCUGGUUUAGGAUCACUCUCACGCUCACGAUCAUGCUCAGGCCCAGGAUCAUGCACAGGCAAAGGCUCAGGCAGAGGCUUUGGAUCAUGCUCAGGCCCAGGAUCAUGCUCAGGCGCAGGAUCAGGCUCAGGUUCAGGAUCAUGUACAGGAACAGGAUCAUGCUCAGGCUCAGGAUCAGGAUCAGGAUCAGCAUCAUGCUCAGGCACAGCAUCAUGCUCAGGCUCAGAAUCAGGCUCAGGCUCAAGAUCAUGCUCAGGCUCAUCAUCAUGCUCAGGCUCAGGAUCAGGCUCAGGAAUUGGAUCAUGCUCAGUCUCAGGAUCAUGCUCAGGCUCAGGAUCAGGAUCACGCUCUGGCACUAUCUCUGGUGGAAAUCCAUUAAGAACUAGCUCUGGCUCUGGCUCAGGCUCAGGAUCAGGAUCAGGAUCAGGAUCAGGAUCAGGAUCAGGAUCAGGAUCCGGCUCAGGCUCAGGAUCAGGAUCAGGGUCAGGCUCAGGCUCAGGCUCAGGCUCAGGAUCACGAUCAGGAUCAGGUUCAGGAUCAGGCUCAGGCUCAGGCUCCGGCUCAGGAUCAGGCUCAGGGUCUGGAUCAGGCUCAGGAUCAGGCUCAGGAUCAGGUUCAGGAUCAGGCUCAGGCUCAGGAUCAGGAUCACGCUCUGGCAUUACCUAUGGUGGUAAUACAUUACGAACUAACUCUGGCUAUGGCUCAGGAUCACGAUCUUGCUUAGGCCUAGGAUCAUGCACAGGCAAAGGCUCAGGCAGAGGCUUAGGAUCAUGCACAGGUCCAGGAUCAUGCUCAGGCGCAGGAUCAGGCUCAGGUUCAGGAUCAUGUACAGGAACAGGAUCAUGCUCAGGCAGAAACUCAGGCACAGGCCCAGUAUCAUGCGCAGGCCCAGGAUCAUGCUCAGGCUCAGGAUCAGGCUCAGGCUCAAGAUCAUGUUCAGGCACAGCAUCAUGCUCAGGCUCAGAAUCAGGCUCAGGCUCAGGAUCAUGCUCAGGCUCAUCAUCAUGCUCAGGCUCAUGGUCAGGCUCAGGAUUAGGAUCAUGCUCAGUCUCAGGAUCAUGCUCAGCCUCAGGAUCAGGAUCACGCUCUGGCAUAAUCUACGGUUUAAAUAUAUAAGGAACUAGCUCUGGCUUUUGCUCUGGCUCUGGCUCUGGAUCAGACUCAAGCUCUGGAUCGGGUUCAGGUUUAGGUAAAGGCAUCGUAUACGUUUAGGCAAAGCAUGAGGCUCAGGAACCAGCAACAAGACACAAGAAGCUAGCUCUUGCUCUUUUAGAUAGUAUAUAUAAUAUGUAUAUAAUUAUAGAAGUACGAUUUCUAUAAUUAUAGAACCAGUCAUCCCCGGAAUAGUACCUUACCCGCAAUCAAAGGGUAAACUUUGAGAUGCCAGCAGUCAUUCGCAAUCAAUAUAGAUUUUACUAAACCGAUAUUUAUAAGUAAGCAAGCAUUCUAAAAAUCAAUCUAUGUAUUGAAGCAAAAAUAUCAAUAAAUAAAUGAAGUAAGA
Molecule: messenger RNA, 1757 nt
Organism: Pieris napi
Lineage: Eukaryota; Metazoa; Arthropoda; Insecta; Lepidoptera; Pieridae
Product: putative per-hexamer repeat protein 5
Exons: 3
Coding region: 14-1372 (452 amino acids)
Source: RefSeq, a predicted model, not a curated record